Molecule: messenger RNA, 6292 nt
Organism: Pieris rapae (cabbage white)
Lineage: Eukaryota; Metazoa; Arthropoda; Insecta; Lepidoptera; Pieridae
Gene: stac
Product: protein unc-13 homolog 4B
Exons: 18
Coding region: 611-5017 (1468 amino acids)
Source: RefSeq, a predicted model, not a curated record
UUUCGUAAAGAUGUAGAAAACUGUAGUGGCGAAAGUUAGAAAUAUAUUAAAUUUCUUCUGAAUUAAUUAUUAAAUUGCGUACUCUGUUGUAUAUUUAACUAAGUUGCUAGAGAAGGUAAUUCAUUAUUUUUAGGAAGGACAUUCGCAGCUACGUCGAUAGAAAUCGUAUUUGUUGUGUUUGUAUAUCCUGAUUUAUAUCUAGUUACUAUAUCUACUUUCGGCAAGUAGAUUUAAAGAAAUAUUUGAUCAGAGACCUCGCUUGAAAGUGUCUAUUCGCUACUGGUAUUUUUUAUAUAUUUAAUGUUCAUACAGGACAUGUAUCUGCACUUAAAUUAAGAAGUGACUGAAUGACAAGCCGAGUAUUCUUAUCUUACGAAGAUUUAAAACCACAUCACACAAAGGGGCCACAGUUAACGCAGUGAUUAGUCAUUCGAACAGGACAUUAAUUAAAUUAACUUCGUAGACACAGCGAUUUUAUAAAUUUACACAAUGUUUUCAUUUGCCAUAUCUUUGUUGAUUUAUUUUUCUUGUUGCAGUGAUGAAAGCCGUGUAACAUCUGACACAAAAAUUUAAACGUUUCAUGCUGAGGGUGAAAUUCUAAACCACAAAAAUGCCUGAGCUAGGAACAGUGAUGCGAGCGAUGGAAUUGCAGCGACUGAUUGAAGACAAAGUGUCGGAGUGGCGAGAGAGGUCAGCUCGGGUCGCGGGUACAAGUGUGGCCGACUCUUAUCAGCAACCACUCAACUUCAAACGACACAAGUAUAGACGCAAAAACAGCGCUGAAAUAAACAGAAUUAUCGCAAAAUACUCGAAAGUGAAAAGGACAGACGAACGACACUCUGUGUUGCAGACGUAUCCAGAAGAGCCGCCAGUCCCUCCCGCCAGGCUAAAGAAGGUACGAGGCAAGUUUUCCAAGAGCGAAGACAAUCUUGCUUAUAUUUGUGUCAUGGACGAACGUCCCGUCGCAAUAUCUCAAGAGAAAUCUCAAUUCAAUGUCUCUAAAUAUAACACAAAAAGCUGCGAGGACAUAAAUGCUUUUGUCGAUGUUGCACGUACAAAGAAAAGUAAGCUAUUUGAGGAGAAAAGUAUUUUGAAUACGAAAGCCACCCCCGUUAUGAGGCCAAAACUACAUAGUAUUAGUGAAGAUAUUCUAGAUAUAUCUGAUUUCGGUGAUAGCGGUGUUGAUUUAAGACCGAGAAAAAACUUCGUGACCUCUACUCCCUUAUCAAACAGGAAGACAUGUCCCGUUAGUGAUUCUGUGUCAGUGAUUGAUUUUGAAAAGUGUUCAAGCAGUGUCAGUGAUUUAAAAAAAGGUAGUUCCGAACCAGAUAUUGCAAAUAGCAAUUCUGUGGACUCGUCUAAGACUUUGGAUGCUAAAAAACGCUGGAGUCUUCUUAAACCGUUGAAGCCUACAUUUCGAAAGGGAACUUUGGAUUGCUUAAUACGAUGGCGUGGAAAGAAGUCACAGAAUCAAUCCAAAAUCCAAGAAGUUGAUGACAGUUUCUUUGAGAAAUUUGGUUCCAUAUUAAAACAAGUGUCACAGAAAGCUGCUUUGGAAGAAUCAACUCCGCUUGCACCUUUAAAAGAGGCUGAAGAGCAGGAUGGUGAACAGAAAGUAAUAGCAGAAGUAGGAGACAGUAGAAGUAUUACCAGAGAUUCAGACAGUGGCAAUGAAACACUUCUUGAUACAGAUUCGGAGCCAGAGGAUCCUGAGAAGUUAGAUUUUUAUGUUGAAGCUAUUGGAUGGAAUGUCGAUGAACUCUACUUGGAAGUGCUGUACGAAAUUUUACACAAUGUCGGCGGAUGUGACAUAGGCUGUGAAGUGGGGAGUCAAGUGAUGCUUUCAUAUGUCCAAGAGGCGUUCAAGAUCUCAAAUGAGAAACAUACAGAACUGUUAACCCAAGCUGAGGCCAAAGAGCCCCCGGAACUGAUGCUAAAUGUUGAAGUUAUCGAGGGGAAAGAUUUAGUUCCUAAAGACCCAAAUGGGUUAAGUGACCCCUUCGUGACAAUAUACCUCACAUCCAAUACAGCACAUAGAUAUAAUACAUCUGUUAAAGCAAGUACAUUAAAUCCUGUUUGGGAAGAACAUUUCUCACUGCCGAUGUCCGGAAAUGUUUACGAAGAUUCACUAGUCUUAGAAGUAUGGGACUUCGAUCCUGCGGAGACUGUGAAAGAAAAAAUGACGAAAAUAUUUGAGGUGAAGGGUGUAAAGGGUCUCAGAAAACUGAUGAAGGAAAUAGCGAUUACUGCGUCUACCGGCAAACAUGAUAAUGAGCUGAUUGGCACAUCCAAUAUACCACUUAAAUCAAUACCAGCGGGAGGUAUGAUAAUGUGGUUGAACCUUAGCAAGAAGAAUAAAGUACGGAGACAGGGAGUUGUGAAAGUACGGUUCAAUUUCUCAUCGGAAAAGAAUUCUCAAGUUGCUGCGCAGGAACAUCGUCAUUUGCUAAGGAUUUUAUUGCUACACGAAUUGGAAAGCUCGAAGGUAGCGCCAUUUUGGUGGUGCGGCAACUUUAGUGCGCCAGCUGAAGGCAUUUUAACUCAGCAUGCGGCACAAAGUGGAUUGACCCAAAAUGAUAACCUGCUAGCACAGUGGUUAGUGUUCUGUGCGGUCACCGUGGAUCAUCCACUCAGUUUUGCGCUCUUCAAUAUCAUAUUGGAAAAAAUAACCAAACCUCUGCAGUCGGGUCUGGUAAACGAAGAAGACGUCAAACUUUUCUGGGACGGUACGAAGAAACUACUACCAACCUGUUACGGCCAUAUUAGAAAAUUAAGAAAGAAGACAGCAGGCGACAAAACUGUCAUGAAAACACUUCGUGAAGUCCUACGAAUUCUGUACAAAUUGUCAUCAUUGGACAUUCCAGAAACAAUAGAGUUGUUCCCCACAAACCUUUACGGUUGGCUAAAGGAGAAUGCAGAUGGGAGUAAAUUGUCAAUGUAUGACGUUUUGAAUCAAGCGGUGGUUCAAGGGGCAGCCGAUUGGUUCGUCCAUAUUCUUGAUAAUAACGAGUGCAAGGAUAAAACGGAAGACUCAAGGCUGCAGCAUUUGAUUCGAGUUAUUCAAUUAGUCCGGUCCGACUUACAACGUGCCGUUGAGUAUUUCGACAGAGUUUUUGUUGAAGUAAUGAGUUUUCCAUAUUCCAAAGCACUUUACGGCGUAUACGAAGAUAAAAUCGCGUCUCUGGUUGAGCCCGAGGUGAUGCAAGUGUGUAAGAGUUUAAAGCGUUUGAGGUACAGCGAGGGGUCGAAUAACAGUGUGUAUUUGGCCGGCGGAUUAAAUGGAGAUACAGGGCUUGGCACUCCUGAUGUUGGAUCUGAACCUUUGGCUAUGGGAACUACUUUAUUCGAAUUAUAUUUGGCUUUACAGAGGUUUUUGACACUUGGCCAAGGCCUGAACGAAACAGAGUGGCAAUCCUAUUCAAUAUCUAAAUUCCACUCGUGGUUUUUCGGCGGCGUGGCUCAGUGGUUAGACAUCGCAGCUUUCAAAGCACUUACACGCAUCGAAAAAGCUGUGGAAUUAGACAAUUUGGUGCCUGUAGAUGGAAAUGUCAAAUAUAGUAGUUCUGGAGUAGAUACGUUGGCUAUCUUCUACCAGAUCAAAAUAUUCUGGCAACAGCUGGCCUGGCCUGAUGUGGAAGGAUGUUAUACAUUUGUGGCCAAAAUUAUUGAUGACAUUUGUCGGUGUUGCGUAUUUUAUUCUGACAAAAUGGCAACCCGCGUUGAAAGCGUGGGUACGAUUAGCACAGUAUAUGAAGAGCGAUUUGAAGUAACCACAGAGUGGUGUGUUGCCAUAAAUAAUAUAGACUAUGUGAGGCAAAGUCUCACUCCGUUUGUUGAGGAAUUGGGAAUGGAUGAGAUAAUCCAGAAAAUGUGCGAAGCUCGAUCGCCGCUGGAAGCGCAGAGGUGUAGAGACACCCUGCAUAAUGUUAUAGCGAAUGCAAUAGAUACUGUCAAAAAUAAAAUUGUCGAACUCCUUGAAGUCAUGAUUAAGAAGAUGAUGCCCUCAAUUACCCGUUUCCUAAUGGAAGGUGCUGAACUCCUUCACCAGGACUGCUCCAGCAUGGACCGUGUCAUGCGAUACCUCGAAGCCAACCUCGAUACGUUAUACCAGCACUUAAAUAAUGAGAACUUCUCACGAACCCUUGAUAUAGUAUGGGAACAACUAGGAGAGGUCUUAUACGAAUUGAUACAGGCUAAUUUGGAGCACCGCGGGGCAAAGAUAACACGGUAUAUCAACCCGAGACGUCUGACUAAAUCGGCAGCUGCCAACUUAGACUCGAAACGUCGACCACCCGCGUUCUUUUCGAAUCUCCACGAAUGUCUCAAAAUAAUGGUCCGAUCGUUCCGGCAAGAUAACAAGGAGAUCUAUACCUCUGAUACCUUGAAGCGAGUGGAAUAUUUACUCAAGUUACACGGCAUGGAGACCCGGGAACUGAUCCACCAGUACCAUUUGGAAAGAUGGCAGGAGCAACAGACCGUUAGUGAGCCAAAGAUGGGAAUGUUGACCGUGCGAGCGCAAUUCAUUGAUAACAAUCUCAAGAUCGAGAUCAUGAAUGCCAGGAAUUUGAUGGCCGCGGAUUCUAACGGUUUGUGUGAUUCGUAUGUUCGAGUUGCGUUAUUACCAGAGGAUACAUUUGUAAAUGUUGAAAAGCCAAAGACACAAACACAUAAUAAGAAUCUGUUCCCGUUGUAUGACGAAAUGUUCGUUAUCCCCCUUUCGCCAGAGCAGCGUAACACACAGGACGGUCUGUUACACUUCGUAAUAAAGGAUAAAGACAUGUUCAGUGUUAGCAAUACGUUCGUUGGCGAGGCGUACGUACACUUCAGUGAAGUGCCCGAUACGCCUGCCCCAAUAUCCAGCCUCCAACAACAACAUUUGCCGCUUUCGAGACCCAGUAAUAUUGACGGUGACGCCAUCAAGGCCCUGGAGUCGAGACAAGGAGACAAACAAGCACGCGAGUUCAUAAAGAAACAAAGACAGAAAAUGCCAAGUAAACAGUUUUUCUCAUUAGGUUGAGUUCACAACGCACAAUUUGUAAGAUGUUUUUGUACAUAUCGUAUGUAGCUGUGUUUAUACAAGUACGUAUACGGACGUUGAGUACACGUAUACUUAUACGUACGUACGUACCUUUACGAUUGAUCUGAAGUUUACCAGCUAUGCCCGGACAAUAAAAUACUUGCCUAAUUUGCCUAAUGUAAUGAUUUUAUGUGUUGGAAAAAAAUCCCAACCAUUUUGUAUAUUACAAAUAAUAAAGCUUUCUUAAUACAUUUAUGAAAACUUAAUUCAUUGCUUGUAAAAUUGAAUUAAAACUUUUGUACAAUUAUAAUAAAAGAUAAAUUCCUUGCAUAACGAAGGUGCUCCUAACUGUAAGAGAUUAACUAGACGUAAUUUAGUAUUAAUUUUCUCGCAAUAAAAUCAUAAUCAUUAAUUUAUAGGAUCAUUCAUAUCGUGUAGAAACACGUAGACUGAUAGAUCAUAUUUUAUUAUUGAGAUAAAAGUAAAGUUGAUUUCGUAAAAGUACUGUAGGGUCAGAAAUUAAUAAAUGGUUGAAUCGUGAAACUUAAAGAAAUGAAAUCAUAUCAGCAAUAUUUUCUUUGACUGGGAUUUUUUUUUACAAUAAAAUGGUUGAAUACUCCCAGAUUAUUCGAAUAUUAUUAAGUUCAAUUUGUUUUAAUUUACUUUUUAUAUAAUACAUUGAGUAUGUAUGAAGGACAAAUCUUAUGAAUCUCAUAUGGUAUGUUCUAGUGAAUACCGAAUCAGAUCGGAUUUUAAAAUUGUUAAUUUUCCUUUUAUAUGCAUUUUCUAUGUCUCAUUGUAAUAAUCGUAAGUCGUGAUGUAUUAAAAAAAUAAUAAUAAUAAGUUACAUUAAGGCUUUGGGUAACAACUCGUGUCAACACCAAGAAAAACGUUUAAUAUCCAUAUAAAAUAGUACUAUAAUACUAUUUAAGAUUUAAUACACAAGCUGCGUCUGAUAAUACUAGUCAGAUUGAAUUGAGAUUAUUUAAUGAAACUUACUUAUAACUGUUUAAAUCUCCUACUCGUUCGUUUUAUAUAAAAUUUCUGGAAUAUCCCCAAAGCCUUAUUGUGUGAGAAAAUGUAAUAUGUAGUUGAUGUUCUGUGAUAAAUGAGCGUGCCUUAUAUUUAUUUGUAAUAAAAAAAUCUGAAAAUGAGCACGUUCGAUUUUUAAUUUUUGUUUAGAGUUUUAAAAUUUUAUCAUUUUAUUUCGAAUCUUAUGAAUAAUAUAUUUUCCGCAUUAUUUAUUCGUCUCAAUAAAGCUGUUUUAAAUGCAAA